AUGCUGGCCAUGUCCAAAUACGAGGUGCUCUUCAGUUUCGCCGAUGAUCCUCCUGAACUUGUUGUGCCGUUGUUGCACUCCAAGUAUCCUCAAUACAACCUUACAGGACUAACGGUCACAGGCAAUUUGAGCGUUUUCGAAUGGAGAGUGCUAGGCACUAUAUUACAUAUGACAUUGCCGAUCACGCCUGUUUACAUAUGUAUUUUGGCGUUACGGAGAGGUAUUGUUCGACAUUUAGUCGAUGCUGUAAUGUCUUCAAAAACGAGAAACUUGCACCGUCAGCUGCUAACGGCUCUUACCUGGCAAGCACUUUUGCCAUUGCUGUACCUCCUUGCAGUGCUUUCUUACGCUUGCGGUCAGCUUGGUAUUUAUAACCAUCCACUGCUCGAACAUUCAACAUUUAUUAUAGCUGGUUUCAUUCCCACACUCAGUCCGAUUUCUUCAUUAUACUUUGUCCGACACUAUCGUGAUCGUCUACGCUGGGUAUUUCUCCGACGUUCCUCUAUCUUGAAGGAGUCAAAUUCGAGAGAAUUCUCAACAUUGCGGGAUUCGCAAUCAUACACUCGCACUCGUACAAUGUCAUUGGGGAAAUAG
Ostertagia ostertagi is the source of this 594-nucleotide messenger RNA. The record is from the annotation of a GenBank genome assembly. NCBI's taxonomy places the organism in Eukaryota, Metazoa, Nematoda, Chromadorea, Rhabditida, Trichostrongylidae.